GAAGGUGAUAACGUGUUGACACAGAGAGAAAGAGAGAGAAACACAAAAGAGCAUCUAGAGCAAGCAGCCACACAGAUUUCUGUGGAAGCGAGGCCCGGCAGGGGUGCAGGAGCCCUGUCCCUCUUGCUUUCCAACCAUGAAGGGCAGACUGAAAGGAGCCUGGAUCCUUUCCUUGCUCUUGGCUGGUUUAUUUCAGCCCAGCCUGGGGCAGGAACAACAGGAGAUUUUGACAGGACUUCAGUUAUCUCAUCAAAAUGAGGAAACAAGAUCCUGCUCGUAUGUUCCUAAUUCUCAACCAAUCCCAGAUCGAGGCAAGGUGGAUUGCUAUGACUCAGUUAAAGGAUCAGCCCAUGAUUACGGGGCUUUCUCUUUAUCUGGUGAAUACAUCGCCUUCCAGAAAUAUGUGGGGAAGUAUAUCCUCUUUGUAAAUGUGGCCACUUACUGAGGACUAACAGCACAAUAUCUUGAACUGAAUGCACUACAAAAUUCACUGAGAACUGACCGACUGGUUAUCCUAGGCUUCCCAUGCAAUCAAUUUGGAAAACAAGAACCUGGACAGAAUUCUGAAAUCCUUCAAGGAAUAAAAUAUGUCAGACCAGGGGGAGGCUAUGUCCCCAAUUUCCAACUCUUUCAAAAAGGUGACGUAAAUGGGGAAAAUGAACAGCAAAUUUACACCUUCCUGAAGAACUCCUGUCCACCAGUUGUGGAAACUUUUGGUGACACAACGAGACUCUUCUGGUCACCUUUGAAGAUCCAUGACAUUAAGUGGAAUUUUGAGAAAUUUUUGGUUAAUCCUCAAGGAAAGCCUGUGAUGAGGUGGUUUCACCGGACAAAUGUUUCCACUGUAAAGAAUGAUAUCAUAAGAUAUAUGAGGAAAAACAGAAAUGGGUAGACUCCAUACAAAUGAAGAUGGAUUCGGGGGUGGACGGGGGGGGAGACAAGCUGCAGACAUAUCCAGACAUAUUCAUUUUCUUCGGUCAAAUAAUUGAACAUGCAAAUAUCUUUUAUUCAAAGCUAAAAUAAGGUUCAGUUAGAAUUUACCUGACAGGGUGGCAGUUUACAUACUAAUAUUGCUAAAUAUUCAUAUCAAAAUUCUUAAUAUUAACUAACGUAUUUUCAAGCGCAACUUUAUAAAACCAUGUUGAUUUCAGUUGACUCAAUGAUAGCUUUAGUUUCCACAAGAUGGAACCAAUACGUAUUGGGAAACCAUUUUAGUAACUUCAGAUACUGCUUCAAAAUCUGUUACCUGAGCAUGAGUAACAAAAGAAAAUCUUUUGGUUUUGCAUCUCUAGUAUAUUAUGGCACUAAAGAAAAAUGAAAACUAUUCCUUCCUUUCAUUGUUAACAUAUUGAAGCAGGAUAUAUUGUAUAAAUUUUAAAAACAACAAAAUUAAGGUGUCUGUGAUUCUUGGUCAUCCAUGGUUGUCCAAGGUUAUGCUUUUUCAAGAGGCAACUGAACUUUCUGUUUUUUCUUUGAAGACAUUUUGCUUCUCAUCCAAGAAGCUUCUUCAGGAGUGAAAUAUCUUCAAAGAAAAAAACAGAAAGUCCAGCUGCCUCUUGAAAAAGCACCUUUGGGGCAACAAAAUUAAGAUUUUUUUAAAAAAAUUACAAGCUAUACAUUGGCCCAUUUUCACAGUAUUAAAGUCAAUCUAGUUUAUUUUUAGCAAUUUAGCAACUCAUUUCUCACAUUGGAUGAACAUUAAAUACUAUGUUCAUUAAGGAUUUUCCACUUAAUUUUGUUGUUUUAAAUUGCUAUGUUAUUUUGGUUCUAGCAAAAGAAUUAUUAAUCAGAAUUCAGGCACAUAAUCAAGAGUCUCUUAUGACACCUUAAAGGCUGCAAAUCUGUUGUAAGUCUUUGUUGUUAAGAAACAGAAAUUGCACCCUUUGAUCUCCUUUCUACGAUCCAUCUGGUUUAUACACAGUUCUACUGAAAAUAAGACGAGCCUUCUAAUAUAGAUGGAAUUAAUACUUUUGGCAUCUCUGGAUAAAGGGCAGUUUGCCUCCCUUCCUUAAAAUGUAGAAUAGAGACCCCAUCUGGAGAAUUUAUGAACUGGAAUUUCUUAAAUGACUGACUCUCUUUCUGACAGUGGAGGAACGAGAGGAAAGGAUUUGGGGGCAAGGAAAAUGCAUCAGAAUGACGGUUAGAUCUGAAAACUCCAUACGAGUGGGACCUGGCCUAAGACUGCAAGGCAGUGGAGUAGUUCUUUAGUGCAUUCAGCUACUUCACUACAACCUCUGCAGAGAUGUAUUUCUUCCUUAUCCCAAGAUCCCAGCAGCCUCUCUAACCUCCACCACAUCUAAGAACAUUGCCUAAUAAAAACUGCAAAUUCUCAGCGCA
This is a messenger RNA of Pseudonaja textilis, 2337 nucleotides long. RefSeq names its product glutathione peroxidase 3 (gene GPX3). Gene Ontology annotation, molecular function: glutathione peroxidase activity. Gene Ontology annotation, biological process: response to oxidative stress. The record is from RefSeq and is a predicted model, not a curated record. Lineage: Eukaryota; Metazoa; Chordata; Lepidosauria; Squamata; Elapidae.